Zingiber officinale is the source of this 1045-nucleotide messenger RNA. Its product is annotated as stem-specific protein TSJT1-like. The coding region runs from base 62 to 847 and encodes 261 amino acids. The record is from RefSeq and is a predicted model, not a curated record. The transcript has 4 exons. NCBI's taxonomy places the organism in Eukaryota, Viridiplantae, Streptophyta, Magnoliopsida, Zingiberales, Zingiberaceae.
UGCUUAUUUCGACUCAUCGAUCGCUCUAGUUUAUUGACUACUGUAAUCGACGAAGGCAAGGAUGCUAGGGAUUUUCCACACCGCCGUGGCCCAGGCCCCGGAGGAGCUCCACAGCCCGGCCGUGCCGCCGAGUCUCGGCGCCUCCCUCCGGCGGCCUAAGAACCAAGACGACAUUCUAAAGGACUUCCAUGCCGCCCACUCCGGCCACUCCUUCUCCGUCUCCUUCGCUGCUGGCGCCGCACUUUCCUUCGUUUCCAUUCACUCCCCUCGCACCUCCUUCCGCCAGAGGUUGUUCUGUGGCUUCGACGAUGUGUACUGUACGUUCGCGGGGAGCCUACACAACCUGAGCUCGCUAAUUCGGCAGUACGGCCUGUGCAGCAAGACCACCAACGACGCGUUGCUGGUAAUCGAAGCCUAUCGCACGCUGCGCGACCGCGGGCCUUACCCCGCGGACCAGGUCGUCAAGGACCUCAGUGGCUCCUUCGCCUUCAUCGUCUACGACGACAAGGCCGGCUCCGUCUUUGCCGCUCUGAGCUCGGAUGGAGGAGUUCCUCUAUUUUGGGGCAUUGCGGCUGAUGGAUCCGUGGUGAUCUGCGAUGACCUGGACGUCGUCAAGGCGAGCUGUGGGAAAUCAUAUGCUCCAUUUCCGACCGGGUGCAUGUUCCACAGUGAGGGAGGGUUGAGGAGCUUCGAGCAUCCGCUGAACAAGAUGAAGGCAAUGCCGAGGGUGGACAGCGAGGGGGUGAUAUGCGGGGCGAGCUUCAAGGUGGACACUUACUCCAGGAUCAACUCCAUGCCCAGGGUUGGAAGUGCUGCGGACUGGACUUCAUGGCAAGGAUCUUGCUGAAACACGCUUACAAACUCCUUUCUCGCUUUGUUGCCGAUGUCCUUGCAAAUUUCUAUAAUAAGCCCUUAAUUUGGAAAAAUCUCAGAUCGGGCACUGUACCUUUUGGUCACAAAUAUUUAGAAACCUACUGUAUAUGACCAUUUCAUGAUAAAAAGAAUUGGUUUAAUCUAAAAAAGACAAACUGUAGGUAAAGUAAAU